Messenger RNA from Galleria mellonella (greater wax moth), 1418 nucleotides. RefSeq names its product muscle-specific protein 20-like. The transcript is spliced from 4 exons. Gene Ontology annotation, molecular function: protein binding. NCBI's taxonomy places the organism in Eukaryota, Metazoa, Arthropoda, Insecta, Lepidoptera, Pyralidae. The record is from RefSeq and is a predicted model, not a curated record. Bases 129 to 677 code for a protein of 182 amino acids.
UACAACCGAGAGCCGGUUAUUUAGUUCUCAACUUUGGUGAGAGAGCCAUCUAUUGACAAGCCCGUGAAACACGUGCAAUUGUGAUUAGUGUUUAGUGCAGUGUGUUUUGGAAUUCCUAAUCUUUUAAAAUGCCUGGACGUCCUAUUUGGCAGUGCGCUGGUAAACGCGAACCAGAAAAAGAAGCCGAGGCACAGAGUUGGAUCGAAGCCGUCAUCGGCGAAAGGUUCCCUCCAGGCAUUGCAUACGAAGAAGCUCUUCGCGAUGGCAUCAUUCUAUGCAAACUGAUGAAUCGCCUACAGCCUGGUAUCAUCACUAAAGUCAACAUCUCUGGCGGAGAUUAUAAGUUCAUGGACAACAUUAGUCAAUUUCAAAAGGCGUGUGUCAAAUACGGAGUCCCUGAUGUGGAUCUCUUCCAAACUACCGAUCUCUGGGACCAGAAAAACAUUGCGCUCGUCACACAGACCAUCUUUGCUUUAGGCAGAACGGCCUACAAACACCCAGAAUGGCGUGGUCCUUUCUUAGGCCCCAAGCCUGCUGAAGAAAACCGUCGGGAGUUCAGUGAGGAUGUGCUCCGGGCAGGGCAGACCGUAAUCGGUCUUCAGGCUGGCACCAACAAAGUGGCAACACAAUCAGGACAGAACUUCGGUGCUUCACGCAAAAUCAUUCUCGGCAAGUGAAGCCUUAGAAUAGAAAUUAUAAGAAAAUGUUGUAAAGCAUUUUGAAAAAUAAAUUUAUGUAGUAGGCAAUUAAUGUUAUUAACUAAGUAUCGUAUAUAAUAUUUGAUUUGUAAUUCAUAUUCAAUAGUAAUUAAAAAUAUACUCAAUUAUUUGUACACCACAACGCAGCGACAGUUAACAAAUGUAUUUGAGUGCCACAUUUGGAUUUUUAUAUUAUAUUUUUAUAUUUGAAUAUAAAAUUAAAAGAUGUAUUAUAUUUAUUUUACAUUUCAUAUUUGACACAAUUUGUUUAAAAUUACUUUAACCAAAGACAAUAAAUGUAAAAAUACAAUACAAAGUACAAAUUUAACAAGUAUUAGAUGUUAUUAAUGUUACUAAUUUGAAAAUAGUUUAUAUACAGUAUAAGUACUGCAUAUUAACUGUAAUACCAAAAUUUUAAUGGAAAUUUAGUUUAAAAGAAAAUAUUGUAAAUAACUAUACAGAUCAAAAUUCACAAUUCUAGAUGUUCGUUAUUUUUUUUUUUUUUCACCUUAACAAAUGACUAUUUUAAUUUUUGAUUGGGAACUUAAUGACGAUAGUUGAUGAUAAUAACGAAAAUAAAUUUAUAUAAUUAGAUAUAUUAUGUAUGUAAUUUACUAAAUUAUUUACUUACCUACUUACGUGUACCUAAAGAAACUGUCUAACUGUGAUCUCUCUAAGAAGAAGAGAAUGUUGUACAAUAAAUUUUAUACGAAUUCAUAA